GAUGACAACUGAUUACAAGCCGUCAUCAAACAUAAGAAAAAAGCUUCAUUCCUACUUCCUCAUUGACGAUACGUUCUCCACCUGGCGCGAAUGGAGCCUAACAUCCUUCUUGGAAUCCGAGAAAAUGAGAGGAGCCUUGGCGGUUUGUAGCAGGAGGGCGUUGCAUCAGCAGUUUUCGGACUCUCUGAAUGUCAUUCUAGAGUCAGAUGCGCCAAGCGAGGUAAAAAAAAGAGUCAAGGAUCUCAAGAAAGAGAUGUAUUCGCCGGCUGUGCAACGGUUCUGGGAACAAAUUCAAGUCGAAGAGGAGCUUACAUUUGCCGAAACAAAAUACAAAGGCAAAAAAGCUCUCAUCAGCCUGAAAAAGGAUUUCGAAAAGGACGUGCUAAACGAUCUUGAAAAGAUAGUAGAGGAGGAGGUUACUAAAUCGCGAUCUGUGCUUGAACAACCUCUAAAAAGACCUGCCGCCGAUUUUGAUUAUGAUAGCUCCCAUCAUGCUGUGGACGGUCUCGAUGCCGUAAAGACGCCUGAUUCUUGUGAAAAAAAUCAGGCUGGGAAGAAGAGGAAGAUGGCAUACGAUUCUGACGACGUAUUUGAAGUUGCACUGUCCGACGACGCGCUGUCAACCGAAGAACCAAAUAAUGCCGCAGAACAUCUGUUAAUAAUAAAUGGGACAGAUAUUCAGUCGAAAAUGGAAUUGUGGCGCAAGACGUCAGCACACAUUCCCGAAAUACACAGGCAGGAAGAUGCAAGUAUGAAGGCACAAGCAGCGGAUCUAAAAGAAUAUGCAAAAGUUUGCCUACGGGGUGUGAACACACCUCAACGAUUGAAAGAGGCAAUCAAGCGAGCAAAGGAGGAACGCCAGAGCGAAGUUGAGAGCGGACAAUGCAUUAAAUGGAAGAAUCUGACAUUGAAGCUCAUGAAAAUCUUGGGCGAAAAGACACUGAAGGCCUCUGCAAUCGUAAUAAACCGUUCACAAAAAGAUCACUGUCGCCGUGUGGGAGGCAGCAAGAUAGAUGCUAUAAUCAAAUUAGCAGAAAUUAAUUUAGAAUUUGUGUUAAUUGAAGUAUCCGGAACACCAUGUGAUCUAGAUCACACACAUUAUGUGGGAGAUCGCAAAAAAAUUGCCAAGAACUUAAAAAUAAUUCUCAAUUUCAUUCGGACAACCUAUCCAGGAAGUUUUGAAGCAUUCAGGAGAAUCAAGGUCUUUGGCAUACAAAUCUAUGACAAUAAGUUUUACAUAUAUAGUAUGUCAAUGCCAUUUGCAAGGAUUUACUAUUUCAAGCUAGAAAUGGAAUUUGAGUGUCCAGCCAUUUCUUUUACAUUAUUCAAAGCUUUACCAAAGUUCAUCUCAGAUUUAUGGGAAGUGCAAGAUGCCAUCCUUUCAAGCAUUGAGACCAUCACUGUUUAUAUGGCAAGUACUGCUGACUCAGAUGACAAUGACGAUCAGGUGGAUCCUGUGACAAAGUCACCAUCAAAAAAGCGAACUAGGAAGAAGUAA
Messenger RNA from Paraglomus occultum, 1498 nucleotides. The record is from the annotation of a GenBank genome assembly. Lineage: Eukaryota; Fungi; Glomeromycota; Glomeromycetes; Paraglomerales; Paraglomeraceae.